Staurois parvus is the source of this 264-nucleotide messenger RNA. The record is from the annotation of a GenBank genome assembly. NCBI's taxonomy places the organism in Eukaryota, Metazoa, Chordata, Amphibia, Anura, Ranidae.
AUGCAGCUUGAAGUAUAUCUGCAAUGUGAAUUAACUCCAGAUCAUAAAGUAAGAUUAAAGCUGCAGCAGAAUACCAUUUCUUCUAUUCUGAGUUCUUGCUCCAGUGAAGAUGGGCGCUAUGAGGUGAGUGUCGUCCUGGGGAGGCAGGUGGGGCCUGUGCCCUGCUACAUCCAGCAUGUGAACAGAAGCGUGGCCCUGGAGGAGAUCUGCCUUCUGCAAGCAGGAACUCCUGAGCGUCAAGGGCGUCUGGACUUUCCUGUAUAG